Molecule: messenger RNA, 8233 nt
Organism: Helicoverpa zea (corn earworm)
Lineage: Eukaryota; Metazoa; Arthropoda; Insecta; Lepidoptera; Noctuidae
Gene: Dscam4
Product: Down syndrome cell adhesion molecule-like protein Dscam2
Exons: 37
Coding region: 1-5901 (1966 amino acids)
Biological process (GO): axon guidance; cell-cell adhesion
Cellular component (GO): plasma membrane; axon
Molecular function (GO): protein binding
Source: RefSeq, a predicted model, not a curated record
AUGGCCACCGCUUUAAUGCGAACCGUGCGAGCGUCGCCGGAGCCACGGCGCGCGCCGAGUAUACUGGAGCCGCCGCGCCACGUGUAUUUCACCAACGACACCGGCGCGCUUCUCAGCUGUGCCACCCGGGGAGACUAUCAGCUGGACUGGUUACUCCCAGACAACUCGGUGGCCGGUGCCUUAGCGGGUCUCCGCCGGGUGCUGGCCAACGGUUCUCUAGAACUGCCUCCCUUCCCCGCGGAGCACUUCAGGAGAGAUGUGCACGCCACCACGUAUCGUUGCCGACUGAGGAUCGCCAGCGGGUUUGCCGUGCUUUCCAAGAACAUUCAUGUACAUGCGGCAUUAAACAUACCGUGGGAGAUACACGUGCCAGAUGAGUACGUGAUGGCCGGCAAUGCUGUAGUGUUGCGGUGCGUGGUGCCUCCCCACUGCGCCGACCGAGUCAGCAACACCGACUGGUUCACUGAUGACCAGGUCAACGUGCCGCAUCAUUUAGGAUCUAAGUACCAGCGUCUAGACGACGGGUCAUUGUACAUAAGCGGGGUCAGCCCUCGGGACCGGCACAACGCGUUCCGGUGUCGUGUACGGGACCGGAUCACUGGGACCUUGUAUACUAGCCUAUACUUCGGUCACAUAAUAGUGACGGAGCCCAAAGGCGGCGUGAGACCGCGGAUGGCGACGGAGCCGCGCACGCGCCGUAUACAAGCCGGACAAGAUGUCCGACUGCCGUGCGCCGCGCAUGCGUGGCCAGUGCCUAGUUACAGGUGGUUUCGCGAGCACCACGAAGAACUAAUUCCCAUAGAGAAGACCUCUUUAUGGUCGAGAGCGCGGCUCCUCGGCAGCGGUCUGCUGAGUCUCCAAGCCGUACGGCGUGAAGACGCCGGCCGCUUCGUGUGCUGGCUUAACAAUACCGUGGGGGGCGAGUCCAUGCACUUCACACUUAUUGUCACAGAACCCAUCUCCGUCCGAAUAAAACCCGAAGUGGUGCGAACGAAAACGAAUGCUGACGUUACAUUUGAAUGCAAAGUGUCGGGGCAUCCAAUCGAGCUAGUCUACUGGGUGCAUGACGCGAAAGUCGUUAAACCGAAUGAAAGACUCAAGAUUUCUGAAGACGGCCUAAGACUACAUAUCAAAAAUUCUCAGAAGGACGACCAAGGAGUUUAUCAGUGUUUUGUCAGCAAUACCAAGGAUCAGGCUUAUGGAGUUUCAGAAUAUUUAAUAGAUGUGUCCGAGGGUCGGUCGCGAUCUCCCGGCAACCGCUCGCGGCGAGCGCCCUUCGCUAGAAGCACACACACACAUGAUACUGACUGGAACUUCACGGGCACUAGAGAAUCGAAACCUGAGUUGGUGUAUUGGUUCUCGGAGCAGACUCUUCAACCAGGACCCAGUGUGUCAUUAAAAUGUGUCGCUAUGGGACAUCCUCCUCCGCAGUUCACAUGGCUACUUGAUGGUUUUCCCAUUCCAACUAAUUCGAGGUUCGUAGUCGGGCAACACGUUACCCUGCAAGACGACGUGGUGAGCCACUUGAACAUCAGCCGCGUGACAGAACAAGAUGGCGGCGAAUACGCUUGCGUGGCUUCCAACAGUGCUGGGAAGGCACUCCAUGCCGCACGAGUCAACGUAUACGGACUUCCCUACAUCCGAGAGAUGCCUAAAGUCACAGCCGUGGCGGGCAGCGAUCUGAAUAUCAAGUGCCCGGUCGCCGGCUACCCCAUCGAGUCAAUCACGUGGGAAAGAGAUGGUCAAAAUCUCCCGCUUAAUAGAAGACAGAAAGUGUUUCCUAACGGCACCCUGAUCGUGGAACAAACACAGCGAGGAGAAGACGCUGGCACCUACACGUGUCAAGCAGCAAACAGACAAAGGCACGCUGCGAGACGAGACGUUGAAGUACAAAUAUUAGUUCAGCCGAAAAUCUUGCCUAUACCAGCGCUAACAAAUUUAUUACGAGAAGGUAUGAGGGCGGCUAUAUCUUGCCAGAUCUUAGAGGGUGAUUUGCCUGUCGCAUUUCGUUGGGAGAAAAACGGGCAGCCUGUGACGUCAUCACCUUACGCUCCUAGUGGCAUAAUAACCCGCAGAAUGGAUGAAUAUAGCGCUUCGCUGGUCAUAGAGCAAGUGACGUCUCUACACAGUGGGAACUACACCUGCAUCGCUUCGAAUGUUGCCGGUUCAGAAAGAUACACAAUACCUCUAACAGUGAAUGUACCACCCCGAUGGCGGUUGGAACCUAACGAUGUAGCAGUAGCCGCUGGCCAAGAUGUGACCCUGCAAUGCCAAGCUGACGGCUACCCGAAGCCAACGAUUACGUGGAAAAAAGCCGUAGGUAACACGCCUGGCGAGUACAAAGACUUCAUGUUUGAAGGGAGCUCAAGGGUCCUGGAGAAUGGCUCGCUCGUAUUCGAGCGAGUGGCCAAAGACAGCGAGGGACAUUAUCUUUGUGAAGCUAGGAACGACAUAGGCGCCGGAUUAAGCAAGCUCAUCUUCUUAAAAGUCAACGCCCCGGCGAGGUUUCCAAUGAAGAGCAAGACAGUGCAGGUGACAGCAGGGGAGGCAGCCCACCUGCAAUGUGCAGCAUCAGGAGACGCGCCUCUGGAAGUCAGCUGGCGAAGCCCACAUCAUCACACUAUCGCACACCAUUUGGAUCAAAGAUACACAAUUCGGGAACAAGUGUUGGACGACGGAUUAGUUUCUGAGUUAAGCAUCCUACAGACUUAUAGACAAGACACCGGAGCCCUAACGUGCCGAGCGUCCAACGCAUAUGGACAAGAUGAAAUGCUCAUACACCUAGUUGUACAAGAGGUCCCCGAAAUGCCAAAAAACAUAAGAAUAAUCGAUCAACAGUCACGAGCGAUACAAAUAUCGUGGACGCAACCAUAUGCUGGCAACAGUCCUAUCAUAAAUUACAUCGUGCAAUAUAAGGAAGCUCCAGAUUCGUGGCCAACAACACCUCAAAAAGUGAUAGUCCCAGGAAGUGUAACUUCAGCGAGCGUGCAGAACCUACAGCCAGCGACCUCGUAUCAUCUCAGAAUAAUCGCUGAGAACAGACUAGGACAAAGCGAACCGAGUCAACUGAUACAAGUAACCACGACUGAAGAAAUUCCCAGCGGCCCUCCGCUGGAUGUAAGAGUAGAAGCGAAAAGUUCAACAGAACUCAUAGUCAGCUGGGAACCACCACAAAGAGAUCUGUGGAACGGGAACAUCCUCGGUUACUAUGUGGGAUUUCAAGAGCUAAACAGCAACAGCACAGUUCUAAGCGCAAGCGGUCCGGGCGGAGCGUCGUACACAGUUCGUACUGUUGAAGGGGCCGGUACCGCCCGCGCGAGGACUACACUCUCAGGCUUGCAGAAGCACGCCGCGUAUGCAGUUGUUGUACAAGCUUACAAUAGUAGGGGAGCGGGUCCUGCCUCGCCUCCUACUACUGCCACUACCAUGGAGGAUGUUCCCAGCCUGCCUCCAGGAGCUCUGCAAUGCACAGCGCUAAGUUCGCAAUCAGUCCGAGUAGCAUGGGAGCCACCACCCCUCAGAGGACGUAAUGGAGUCUUACAAGGAUACAGAGUAACUUACGCACCCGUCACCGAUUGGUAUGGUAAUGAAGAGGCAGUUACAAAGCAAAUAUCAGGUUUGCACACGACGUUAUCGGGACUUCGGCGGUAUACCAACUACUCGGUGACUGUGUGUGCCUUCACUGCGGCUGGGGACGGAGUCAGGGCGGCUCCGGUUUAUUGCCACACUGAAGAGGAUGUACCCUCUGCACCCGCUGACAUCAAAGCAGUCGUAUCUUCGCGUAACAAGAUUUUAGUAUCAUGGCUCCCACCAGCUGCCCCGAACGGAGUUCUCGUGGGCUACACUCUCUAUAUGAGCGUCAUUGAAGAUGGACGGGAGGAGGGUACCCACAAGCGCAUGCUGUCUCCAAGCACGUUAUCCCAUGAAACUUCGCGUUCACCUCCGCGGGCAACACACCAGUUCUGGGUAUCAGCAUCAACAAGGCUUGGCGAAGGAGAAACCACCCGAGUUGUUACUGUGUUACCUUCUGAAUCAGUGCCGGCUCGGAUCACGUCGUUUAGCCGCAGCAUCGUGACUCCUUGGAAAGAGAACAUAUCGCUGCCUUGCAAUAAGGUUGGAGUCCCCACGCCUUCUACCACGUGGAGCAUGAAUGGAGCUACUUUGGAGUCAACUCUGAGGAAAAACGUGACUAACGACGGAUCUCUGAUCAUCAGCAUGACGCAGUACCUGGACAGUGGGAACUACACGUGCUCAGUAGAAAACGUUCACGGCCGAGACGAAGUGACCUACAGCGUUGAAGUGAAGGUGCCUCCACAACCCCCUGUGUUGGCCGUUGUGGAUUCCUAUGCUGACUCGCUACAUCUUCAGUGGAGCGAUCAGGGCGAUGGUGGCAGUCCAAUAUUAGGAUACGUGAUCAACUACAAACGAGAGCAUGGUGACUGGGAAGAGUUGCAAGUGGAAGCCGGCACAUCAGAACAUGUUCUUCCUAACUUAUGGUGCGGAACUCGCUACCAGCUGUAUAUUACUGCCUUCAACCGCAUCGGCACUGGUCUGCCGUGUGAUAUUGUACAUGCGUAUACUAAGGGCACAGUUCCCGUAAAACCGAAGCACUCUCAAAUGAUAACGCUGAACACGACAACGGUGACAGUGUGGCUAGACUCGUGGGGUGACGGCGGCUGCGGGAUUCUAUACUUUGUUAUAGAGUACCGAGAAAUCAGUCAAUCGCAGUGGCGUUUAGUAUCGAACAGCGUGCAAGCAACGGAGCGAGUGUUCAGCGUGCCGGGACUGACGCCGGCCACACACUACCAGCUGAGGAUCACCGCGCACAACAACGCGGGACAUGCCGUCGCGCUCUAUAACUUCACUACGCAUUCUCUUAGCGGGAGCGUAGAAGGCGAGGUGUCGGGCGCGGCGCCGGCGGGCCGGGCGCUGGGCGGCGCCCGCGUGCUGCUACCAGCCGCACUGGCGCUGCUGGUGCUGGGAGCCCUGCUGGCAAUCGUGCUGCUCGUGCGCCGCAACAAAGCUGGUGCAACGGAGACGGUAGCGACAGAGAGUGGAGUGGGCGAGUCUCCGUCAGUAGCUCAGCUGCAGAACAAGGUCAACCGCGACCAGCAGUACUUGGCGGCGAGGGCGCAGCACCCGGCGCCACAGCAUCAUUAUAAACAUGCUUCUAAUGAGUACAUAGAAGACAUAUGUCCGUACGCGACGUUCCAACUGACGAAGCCGACGGCGUACAGCGAGAGCAGCUACAGCGGGAACGUGUACAGCGGCCCUUAUCACUCCGUUAGAGGCUCCUUCGUGUAUCACGACCUUAAACAGAACGAUAAGUAUAAGGGCAAAGAGCCUGAGUACACAAAAGUAAGAAGAAAAGGCAACAGACUCCGAGACCCGCACUCAGAGAGCCAAGAGUCGGACAACUUGGGCUCGACGGACUCGGAGGUGAAGAAGAUACUAACGCUGCACCUGCCCAUUACAGAGUACGAAGACGAUGCCAGCGACGACGCCAGCGCGCCGCACUCCGACAGCGAGCCGCAAGCACGGCUGCGGCCCGCGCAUCCCACUUCAUAUCCAAGCGUAGAACGCGAGGAAUCGUCAUCAUCAUCAGAGAACUCAGUAGGCGGCGUGGUCCGCAAGGCGUUCCCCUCGCGCAAGGGCAAGGCGGCCGCGCUCGGCAAGCGCCACGUGCGCUCGUCCUCCGGGUAUAGCAGCCACAACGACGAGACCACCUUCAGUAUAUCGAACUACCCGUCUUUCAACGAGCACAUUCACCCGCCGUCUCGCUUCUCCGACGACACAGAAUGCGAGGGACAUCACCGACGCAAGAGGGCGCCGCAUCCGCACCCCUCACACCCCGCACACGAUCCUAAGGUCACUAGGGAAGCAUUCCAAAUAAACGUUUGAAAAUAACAUUCAAAUUAAACGUGGAACGGCACUAUUAAAGAUGGCGGCCUUCAAGCCAAUCAAAUGACAUGAAACCUCAUUGGAAGGCGCUGUCAAUGUCAAAAUGUACUGAAAAGAGAAUGUACGAUUUUGAGUAGUAUUCUCAAAAUCGUAGUCUGUCUGUUGAUACUUGAAAAAGUUUUGUUACUCUAUGAGAGUGGGUGAUAAGGCAUGGUCAAUCUGGGUUAAUUUAUUCUUACAAAACUGCACUACUAAUAUAAAAUGAUGGAUUAAAAUCUGUAUCUAAUUAUCUCUAUAAUAUUUUCUAAUAUAAAAACGGUACUACACAACACUGCCAUACCAGUAUUUGAGUUUUGACUAGUUUGAAAUCUUUGGAACAAUUUAUUCUAGCUAAAGUGAAUAGUUAUAAUUUUUGGGACCGUAUUAUGACAAGGUUACAUGGAUCAGGUUGGAUUUCAGUAACAUGUCAUUACACAGCCCCUAUACACAUGGCUCACAAUUUUUCUAUACCACGUAUAUAAGUAAUCUUCCAUUUUCAAGUGUUGUCAAUACUGCGUAUGCAUUGGUUGGUAUGUUGCAUGUAAUAUUUUUACAAAAUGUUGCCAAACUCCGUUACACUUCCAUAUUGCUAGACGUGUACAUAAAAAUGUAGAUAGGUAGGUUUAGCCAAUAUAAUUAUAUUUAUUCUUUAGUGCCACGUAUAAUAGUAAAACUCAUUAAUCCUUUUUGUACUCCGAAACCGAGUAUUUUAAACCAAACGGCUUCAAAUGCCGUUAAAGUUGUAGGUUCAAAAACCACUGGUCGUUGUGUAAAUAUUAAUGUAAUUAAUGCUAAGUACACAUUAAUGACUAUCGAAUAUAAAAAAUAAGGAGAACAAUAAUUAAAAUAAAAAUAUAUAUUUUAAACUUAAUGCCUUAUUGACCAAAAGUCUUAAAACUAGUUACGGAUGUAAUUGUGUAAUUAUAUCCCAUAUUUAAUUAAAUACGAAUUGUUUGAUCGUUGUAAAGUUUAUGAAAACAAUAAUGUUUUCAUUGGCAAAUCUUAUCAUUGUCUAUAACAUUAAGGUUUUGGAGUGUGUAAAUGAAUUUUCAAGUAACUAUUUAUAUCUUAGGAUUAUGAUAAGCAUUUGUUGAAGUGCCAACAGUAAAUCACCGCUAACUGUUAUGUAUACAUAAAUAUACUGUUAAUUGUAUACAAUACACCAUUUACACAAAUUGCCAACGUUACACAGACAGACAUUGUAAGACUAAAUUAAUGACAAAAUUUCCCCGAACUUCCCAACAUAGCUUAACUUUUACAUUCACUUUUCGGAGACUGCUUGUAUAACAAUAAAUGUUGAUUUCUUUUAUAAUUUGAUAUGAUACUUGCUUCUUGUACUGUUGACAAUGAUGUGGAACUUUAUCGAUACAUACCUACCUAUUGUAUUAUAAUACUUAUACCGAGAGCCCAUUGAAAUCGCUCUACAGUUAGGUGCGCCUUCAGAGGGAUCGAAUCAUCAAUUGCGAGUGUUAUAAUCGAUGUAAAUUAAACGUUAGUAUUAUACAAUCCUCAGUGAACAGUAACACAUGACAAUACACUUACCUAUAGUUUGGUGAAUACGGCAGAAAGUUACAAUUUGUAUAUUAUAAACUGUAUCAUGUUGUAGCCAUAGUUUACGAGUGUUGACACAAGCUGCGUUUGUAUUCAACUAACAAUGUUUUUAAGUGUGGAUUUAUAAUAAUUUACAAUUGUUUACGUUGACACUCUUUAGUAAUUCCAACGAAGACUGCCCUAUAUUUAAUUGAGAUCUAUUUUAUAUAAUCUAGACACAAUUUCCUAAUGCUAGUCAAUAAUACGAUGUAGAUUUUUUUAGUAAUCGACAAGUAAUCAUUUUGGCAAUGUUAAUGUUUUCAUUGUUGUGGUUUUAUUUUGCAUCAAAACUUUAGAAUUUUAAACAUUUGGGUAUGGCAAAAAUUCAUUGCAAACUAUAAACUAUGAACUUCAAGAUAAACUACUACUACUAUUAAUUUUGAACCAGUAUACAAAGCAGGUCUUUUGGUGAACAUGAUACAUGCAAGUCUCUUAGCUCCACUUUAUCCAUAUACAUUGAAUUUAUGAUUUAUGAUACUCCAUAAUCUCAAGUUUAGGAGCAAAAGUCGUUAUCAUUACUAUCAUUCUGAAUUCUAGUCAAUGUACCAUAUCAUUUUUAACCAUUUUGUUAAUAUAAAUGAAUACACGAGUAUAUUAUAAGGGUUAGUUAAUCAUGUUGUUACAGAUAUGUUUUUAUAAUGCAAACAAAUGAGUUGUUAGGACAGUAUGAUGUGAACGAAAAUAAAAAUUCAUUUACUUGAAA